This is a messenger RNA of Beauveria bassiana ARSEF 2860, 798 nucleotides long. Its product is annotated as AP-2 complex subunit sigma. The transcript is spliced from 3 exons. Gene Ontology annotation, biological process: protein transport; clathrin-dependent endocytosis. Lineage: Eukaryota; Fungi; Ascomycota; Sordariomycetes; Hypocreales; Cordycipitaceae. The coding region runs from base 1 to 798 and encodes 265 amino acids. Gene Ontology annotation, molecular function: clathrin-cargo adaptor activity. Gene Ontology annotation, cellular component: AP-2 adaptor complex; intracellular membrane-bounded organelle. The record is from RefSeq and is a predicted model, not a curated record.
AUGCAGCGGCUUUGUUCUCUAGUCUUCCGCCAGCUGCCCCGUUUGCAGUCCUUCAAUAAGCAGCCGUGGCUCCAGCGGACAGCUUCACAACGGCAAGACCCCACCAAAAUCCGCGGCGACACAAGACCCCGAAUCGCACGACCGCCGCCACCGGCCACCCGCCCCUCCACGUCUGUCCAUUUAUCACGAGCCGACAUCAUAUCCCGUGCCAACCUCGUCGCCUCCUCGCCUCCGCUCAGUCAUCGACCUCUUCCAACUCAAUCAGCCAUUCGUCUUUCAAAUCCUCUCACUGGCGCACCGCUUUUCCGCGUAGGCGCAGGCCUACCUACCACCCCUCCUCCCCUUACGAAAGCUUCCCACUCAACGAUGCUCUCCUACAUUCUCAUUCAGAACCGACAGGGCAAGACCCGUCUCGCCAAAUGGUACGCCCCCUUCAGCGACGAGGAAAAGAUAAAGGUCAAGGGCGAGGUCCACCGCCUCGUCGCGCCGCGCGACCAAAAGUAUCAGUCCAACUUUGUCGAGUUUCGCAACCACAAAAUCGUCUACCGCCGCUACGCUGGCCUCUUCUUCUGCGUCUGUGUCGACACAAACGACAACGAACUCGCCUACCUUGAGGCUAUCCAUUUCUUCGUCGAGGUCCUCGACGCCUUCUUCGGCAAUGUCUCCGAGCUCGAUCUCGUCUUCAACUUUUACAAAGUCUAUGCCAUUCUCGACGAGGUCUUCCUGGCCGGCGAGAUAGAGGAGACGAGUAAGCAAGCCGUUUUGACCAGGCUCGAGCAUUUAGACAAACUGGAAUAA